Molecule: messenger RNA, 752 nt
Organism: Chlorella variabilis
Lineage: Eukaryota; Viridiplantae; Chlorophyta; Trebouxiophyceae; Chlorellales; Chlorellaceae
Exons: 6
Biological process (GO): regulation of DNA-templated transcription
Cellular component (GO): nucleus; chromatin
Molecular function (GO): histone H3K36 methyltransferase activity; protein binding
Source: RefSeq, a predicted model, not a curated record
AACCGCCCAUUUGUGGAGCUGGCCUCCCCAGCCAUGGAGGUCUACCUCACGCCCGACAAGGGCUGGGGCGUGCGUGCCAUGGCCUUCAUCCCGCGGGGCACCUUCAUCGUGGAGUAUGCUGGGGAGGUCAUCGACGACAAGGAGUGCAGCCGGCGGGCGGAGGAUGCCAAGGCGCGCAACGAGCCGCACUUCUACAUGAUGGAGAUGGCGCCAGGCCUCAUCAUCGACGCGCGCAGCAAGGGCAACCUGGCGCGCCUGCUCAACAGCAGCUGCGACCCCAACUGCGAGACGCAGAAGUGGCACGACGCGGGGAACAGCGAGGUGCGCGUGGGCAUCUUCUCGCUGCGUGAUGUGCUGCCGGGCGAGGAGCUGACCUACGACUACCAGUUCCAGCACUUUGGCCUGGCCGCGGCGGCGGGCGCCUACCGCUGCAAGUGCGGCGCGCCCAACUGCCGCGGCACCAUGGACACGCAGCCGGAGCGCACGCGGGACUUUGGGCGCCGCGUGGAUGUGUGGUGGCCGGCCGAGCGGCGGUACUACCGCGGUACCGUCACCGCCUACAGCUCCGCGCAGCAGCGCCACACGGUCAAGUACGACGACGGCGAUGUGGGGCGUGUGUACCUGCGCGCAGAGAAGUACAGGUGGGUGGACGACCAUGGGCACGUGGUGGGCGACACGCACGAGCCCGAGGCGGGCGCGGUGGCGGCGGGGCGCGGCGGCGCCGCCGGCAAGACGCGCGGCGGCGGCGGCUC